This is a messenger RNA of Cornus florida, 1112 nucleotides long. Its product is annotated as L-ascorbate peroxidase 1, cytosolic. Gene Ontology annotation, biological process: cellular response to oxidative stress; response to reactive oxygen species; hydrogen peroxide catabolic process. Gene Ontology annotation, molecular function: heme binding; peroxidase activity. The record is from RefSeq and is a predicted model, not a curated record. The coding region runs from base 148 to 900 and encodes 250 amino acids. NCBI's taxonomy places the organism in Eukaryota, Viridiplantae, Streptophyta, Magnoliopsida, Cornales, Cornaceae. The transcript has 10 exons.
UAACCUACUAGAAACUUCCCUGUCUCCGCACCCUUAUAUCUUCACCCUCAUUUGCUCUCAGAUAGAGUGCUUGUGGUCUGCUCGUGCCGUCUCGUGUUAGGGUUUUUACAUUCAAUCUCAAUUUUUCUGCCCCAAAGAAUCGUUACUAUGGGGAAGUGCUACCCGACUGUGACCGAGGAUUACAAGAAGGCUGUUGACAAAUGUAAGAGGAAGCUCAGAGGGCUCAUCGCUGAGAAGAACUGUGCUCCGUUGAUGCUCCGUAUCGCAUGGCACUCUGCUGGUACAUUUGAUGUGAGCUCUAAGACCGGCGGUCCGUUCGGCACAAUGAGGCACAAGGCUGAGCAAGGUCACGCAGCUAACAAUGGCCUUGAGAUUGCUGUUAGGCUCUUGGAGCCCAUCAAGGAGCAGUUUCCCCUCAUCUCUUAUGGUGAUUUCUAUCAGCUCGCUGGAGUUGUUGCGGUUGAAAUUACUGGCGGACCUGAUGUCCCCUUCCACCCAGGGAGAGUGGACAAGCCUGAGCCACCAAUGGAAGGUCGUCUACCUGAUGCUACAAAGGGAAAUGACCAUUUGAGGGAUGUAUUUAUUAAACAAAUGGGUCUAUCUGAUAAGGACAUUGUUACUCUCUCUGGUGGCCAUACCCUGGGAAGGUGCCACAAGGAACGAUCUGGAUUUGAGGGACCCUGGACUACCAAUCCUCUUAUCUUUGAUAAUUCGUACUUCAAGGAACUCCUGAGCGGAGAGAAGGAAGGGCUCUUACAGCUUCCUUCUGACAAAGCUCUUCUGAAUGAUCCGGUCUUCCGCCCUCUUGUUGAGAAAUAUGCUGCGGAUGAAGAUGCCUUCUUUGCUGAUUAUGCAGAAUCCCAUAUGAAACUCUCUGAGCUGGGAUUCGCAGAUGCAUAAUUGAUUGGAGGAACUAGGCGGAGUGAUGGCCUGCUUUCUUCUGGUUUUUUAUAUUUUGAUUGGGAAAGACUAAGUUGUGUGUAGUUGUUGGUUGUUUAAGUCGUAGCUUUUUGCUCUUUUGCUGGAGGUGGCAUGGAUGGAGGUUUUUUGGAAACUUAUGGUCAUUUUCUUCCCAUAUAAUAAAAGAUAAAAACUAGUCAGAUAUUUGCUCA